CUAGACACGACGAUUGACACAGCCGAUCUGGACAACACAACGCAGCAGCAGCAGCAGCAACAACAGCCAGAGGAGGAGGAGGAUGAUGGAAGCAUGGAGUCACAGCAAGCACAGGCGUUCAAUCCCGAGACAGGCGAGAUAAACUGGGAUUGCCCCUGCUUGGGUGGAAUGGCGCAGGGCACUUGUGGAGAACAGUUCAAGGAGGCGUUCUCUUGUUUCGUGUACUCCGAGGAGGAGCCGAAGGGCAUGGAUUGUAUUGAUGCAUUCAAGGCCAUGCAGCAGUGCUUCCGCGAUAAUCCCGAGGAAUAUGGCGCGGAGCUGGGCGAUGAUGACGACGACGAC
Molecule: messenger RNA, 342 nt
Organism: Kickxella alabastrina
Lineage: Eukaryota; Fungi; Kickxellomycota; Kickxellomycetes; Kickxellales; Kickxellaceae
Exons: 1
Biological process (GO): protein import into mitochondrial intermembrane space
Cellular component (GO): mitochondrial intermembrane space
Molecular function (GO): protein-disulfide reductase activity
Source: RefSeq, a predicted model, not a curated record